AAAAGCGGUGUGGUUUAACAAAGCGUAUAUAAUUGUAAAAGAAGAUAAGAAAGGGGGAAAGAAAAUCGUAGGUUUGGACUGAAACCCUAACUCCACUCGACCGUGCCCAAUUUGAUCGCCGCCGCUGAAUCAGUGGAUUAUUUUCACUUUUGUUUCCUCCCUAAAAGAUUGGGUACCUGCUAUGCGAUAUCUUAAUAUCGUCACUGGAAAAAUAUAUGAUGUCUGAAGAUGCUGGAUCUAUGUUGGUAGUUUAUGAUGAUCCCUCGGACCAACGCUCACUAUCUUUGGAUGAUGCAAGCAGCACUGAGGAGUCACCCGAUGAAACGAGGCUCUCCUUGGAAACAACACAUGAUGCUAUUCCAUACAUUGGCCAAAGGUUUGCCACUCAUGAUGCUGCUUAUGAAUUCUAUAGUGAAUUUGCCAAAAGGAGUGGCUUCUCAAUUAGACGUCACCGUACAGAAGGAAAAGAUGGUGUUGGAAAAGGACUUACUAGGCGCUACUUUGUUUGUCACCGUGCUGGCAACACUCCUGUCAAAACAUCAACUGAAAGCAAACCUCAAAGAAAUAGAAAGUCUUCUCGCUGUGGGUGUCAGGCUUAUAUGCGUAUUAGCAAAACAACAGAAUUUGGAGCUCCAGAAUGGCGUGUGACUGGUUUUGCUAACCACCAUAAUCAUGAACUUUUAGAACCAAACCAAGUUCGAUUUCUCCCUGCAUACAGAACUAUCUCGGAUGUUGACAAAAAUCGAAUACUAAUGUUUGCCAAAACAGGAAUUUCUGUUCAUCAAAUGAUGAGGCUUAUGGAGCUUGAGAAGUGUGUGGAACCUGGAUAUUUGCCUUUUACUGAAAAAGACGUAAGGAAUUUACUCCAGUCAUUUAGGAAAUUAGAUCCAGAAGAAGAAAGCUUAGAUUUAUUAAGAAUGUGCAGAAAUAUUAAGGAGAAAGACCCUAAUUUUAAAUUUGACUACACACUUGAUGCAAACAAUCGUUUGGAGAAUAUUGCUUGGUCUUAUGCUUCAUCAAUCCAAUGGUACGAUAUCUUCGGUGAUGCAGUGGUGUUUGAUACAACACACCGGCUGACUGCUUUUGACAUGCCGCUAGGGAUAUGGGUUGGAAUAAAUAAUUAUGGAAUGCCUUGCUUUUUUGGCUGCACACUUUUACGGGAUGAAACUGUGAGAUCGUUUUCCUGGGCACUAAAGGCUUUCUUAGGGUUCAUGAAUGGAAAGGCUCCACAAACUAUAUUAACCGACCAAAAUAUAUGUCUCAAAGAAGCACUAUCCACAGAAAUGCCUACAACAAAACACGCUUUCUGCAUAUGGAUGAUAGUAGCAAAGUUUCCAUCUUGGUUUAAUGCUGUUCUAGGGGAACGGUACAAUGAGUGGAAGGCUGAAUUUUAUAGACUUUAUAAUCUUGAGUCAGUUGAGGAUUUUGAUCUAGGUUGGAGGGAAAUGGUUUGUUCUUUUGGGCUGCACUCCAAUCGGCACAUGGUUAAUUUAUAUAGUUCACGCUCUCUUUGGGCGUUGCCAUUUUUGAGAAGCCAUUUUCUUGCUGGAAUGACUUCAACUGGUCAGUCAAAGUCAAUCAAUGCUUUCAUUCAACGAUUUCUGAGUGCACAAACUCGCCUUGCACACUUUGUUGAACAGGUAGCUGUUGCUGUGGAUUUUAAAGAUCAAACUGGAGAACAACAAACCAUGCAGCAGAAUCUCCAAAAUGUUUGCCUCAAAACAGGGGCCCCUAUGGAAUCACACGCUGCCACAAUCCUCACUCCUUUUGCCUUUUCAAAGCUCCAAGAACAACUUGUACUGGCUGCACAUUAUGCAUCGUUUCCAAUUGAAGAUGGUUUUCUUGUGAGGCACCACACCAAAGCUGAGGGAGGUCGGAAAGUUUAUUGGGCCCCUCAAGAAGGAAUUAUAAGUUGUAGCUGCCAUCAGUUCGAGUUCACUGGUAUUCUUUGUCGGCAUUCUCUUAGAGUUCUUUCAACAGGAAAUUGCUUUCAGAUUCCAGAUGGAUAUCUUCCUAUUCGAUGGCGUCGCAUAAGCAUGCCCUCUUCUAAGCUUCUUCAAAGUGCGCCAAACGAUCAUGCCGAGAGAGUUAAGUUACUACAAAACAUGGUUUCAUCUCUGAUGACAGAAUCUGCUAAAUCUAAGGAACGGUUAGAUAUUGCAACAGAACAUGUUUCUAUCCUUCUGUCUCGCUUAAGAGAGCAACCAAUUUCUUUGCAAGGUGGUCGAGAGUCCCAGAAUUAGCACACCUCACACAUACAUGAUCUUUACCAGAGUCCCAUAAGGGCCGCAUUUCCAAGUUAGAUGUUCUGGCAAUAAUUCCUUCAUCUAAAAGGCUAGCAUUGUCUCUACGAAAAUGAAAAAAUGAAGAGAAUUGGAGAUGGUUCCAAAGAAGUAAGCUUACAAGUUAUAUAUAAAAAAGAAUUUCUCCCCCCAAAAUAACAAACCUUGCAAGCAUUUGAUUUUGAAUCUGGUAUUGUAUGAAUUAGUCCCCAUCGUGCUAA
Vigna umbellata (rice bean) is the source of this 2503-nucleotide messenger RNA. It is a transcript of the gene FRS11, whose product is annotated as FAR1-related sequence 11. Gene Ontology annotation, molecular function: zinc ion binding. Lineage: Eukaryota; Viridiplantae; Streptophyta; Magnoliopsida; Fabales; Fabaceae. Gene Ontology annotation, biological process: regulation of DNA-templated transcription. The record is from RefSeq and is a predicted model, not a curated record.